CCACAUUAAAAAGAUGGUAUUGUGUAGAUGCAUAAGAAAAUGUUUAUUUAUAUAAACGAUAUAAAUAUACUUCAUUUAGUAUUUUUUUGUCAAAUCAUUGUACAAUGUAAGGUUAGGCUGAUGUUUCAAACAUGUUUGCAUUGCUUCAGUAUUACAAAUUACUAAAUCAAUGCUUUUUAAUUAUUUUAUUUUAUUGUCAUUUCUUCAUAACGCGUUGUAGUCUAAUUUUGAAAUAUGUUUAUUUUGACCACAUUCUUGUGUUGAUUCAAAGCAGUUUUAUAUAGUCUUAGAAUAUUACACAUUUUUUCAGUAAUAUGCUCUUUCAUUUUCAUCUGUUUCUCCAUAUAAUGACACUCAUCUUAAGUAAGGAACAAUCGCAAGAUUAAAUUUUAUAUGGCAAAUGUACGAAGGAUCACAGUUAUGAAUAAGAAAACGUUAUAAUUAAAGCAACAACAGGGACAAUAAAUUAACAAUUCAAAAUCAAGAAAAGAAACAGAAUAAACAAUUUAAAAUGAACACAACAUUGACAUACUGUCCACCAAAUAUAACAUUUACUGAAAUUUGGGUAGAACAUGGAAUGUCAAAAUGUUUUAUGGACACUGUUAGUAUUAGUAUAAUUUCAUUGUAUCUGUUAAUUUUUGGUACCAUACAACUUUGGAUGUACCAGAAAUAUGGAACCGAAACUCCUGCAUCUUUGUUACCCAAAAACAAGCUGUACAUUUUACAAAAAGUUCUCUUGUAUUUUAUCCCAAUACUAAGUGUAGUAAGAAUACUUUUUCAAGGUACACUUUUAGAUGACAAAAGAGUUUAUGGUUAUAUGAUUCUCACAACAGCAUUAACUGUGAUUGUUUAUCCAUAUUCUGUGUAUAUAUUAAAGAUAGAGAGACACAAACUGUUACCUAGUGUACCACCGCAUGGUCAUGGACUUGUUUUAUUGGGCUUCUGGACUUUAGCGUUUGUUGCUGAAAAUCUUGUUUUUGUUAACAUUGAAAAACUUGAAUGGUGGUUCCAUUUAAAUACAUCGUCGGAUCAGAUUGAGAUGGCACUGUUCGUUUUACGUUACGUCAGCAACUUGAUCAUCUUUGCCUUAGGACUUAAAGCUCCAGGGUUAACUGGUAACUCAGAUCCCGAAUAUCGUACUUUACCAAAUGGUCCAACUACACGGCCGAGAUAUUAUCAAGGUAGACCAGAGGAGAAUGCUUCUGCUUGGAAAAAUGCCUGGCAUAAGAUAAAAACAUUGGCACCAUUUUUAUGGCCUAAACAGAGUAUUGGACUUCAGCUAAGGGUUCUUUUUUGUUUCGUGUUACUUAUAUCAGGACGUUUAAUAAAUUUAUAUGUUCCAAUUUAUAAUAGAAAGAUUGUGGACAGCGUUACCGAAAUUCCUAGGGUGUUCAGAUGGGAUCUCGUAUUAAUAUAUGUGGUAUUCAAAUUCUUGCAAGGAGGAGGUACAGGUAAUAUGGGAGCACUUAAUAAUAUGAGAUCAUUCUUAUGGAUUCGAAUACAACAGUACACUACUAGAGAAAUUGAGGUAGAAUUGUUCAGGCAUUUACAUAGUCUGAGUUUACGUUGGCAUCUUGGAAGGAAGACUGGCGAAGUAUUGAAAGCUAUGGAUCGCGGCACGGAUUCUAUAAACAAUCUCCUCAACUAUGUUCUCUUCACCAUCGUACCAACGAUCGUCGACAUCAUCAUAGCCGUUAUAUUUUUCAUAAGCGCGUUUAAUAAAUGGUUCGGUUUAAUCGUAUUCGCAACUAUGAGUCUUUACAUAGCUGCGACGAUUAUGGUUACCGAAUGGCGUACAAAGUUUCAAAGGCGUAUGAAUUUAGCAGACAAUGCUCAGAGAGCACAGAGCGUUGACAGUUUACUUAAUUUUGAGACGGUCAAGUAUUAUGGAGCAGAAUCGUACGAAGUGGAUAGCUUCAGAAAAGCAAUAUUACUGUUUCAAUCGGAAGAAUGGAAGUCGAUCGUUACGUUAAAUAUCUUAAAUCUAUUGCAAAAUAUAGUUGUUUGCAGUGGCCUGCUAGCCGGAUCUUUACUUUGUUUACAUAUGGUUGUAACCGAUCAAGGUUUAACGAUCGGUGAUUAUGUUUUGUUUGCAACUUACAUCAUUCAACUUUAUGUACCUUUAAAUUGGUUUGGAACGUAUUACCGUGCAAUACAAAAGAAUUUCGUUGACAUGGAGAAUAUGUUUGAUCUUCUCCGAGAAGAACAAGAAAUAAUUGACGCGCCAGGUGCAGGGCCGUUAAUAGUAAAGGGUGGCAAAGUAGAGUUUUCGAACGUGACAUUUGGUUACACUCCUGAAAAAGUUGUACUAAAAAAUGUUAGCUUUAUCGUUCCAGCAGGAAAAACUGUUGCUUUGGUUGGACCUUCUGGUGCUGGAAAGUCAACUGUAGUACGAUUGUUGUUUAGGUUCUAUGAUACAGAACAAGGUGCGAUUUUGGUCGAUGACCAGAACGUGAAGACAAUUAAACAGGACUCGUUACGAAGCGCGAUAGGUGUUGUACCUCAGGAUACAGUAUUAUUUAACAACACUAUAAAAUAUAAUAUCCAAUACGGUCGUAUCGAGGCUGGAGAUGCAGAUAUAAUUGCAGCAGCUCAAACCGCAGAGAUUCACGAACGGAUUCUCUCGUUUCCGGAAAGUUAUGAAACACAGGUUGGUGAAAGGGGUCUACGUUUAAGCGGCGGAGAAAAGCAACGCGUAGCCAUCGCACGAACAAUUUUGAAGGAACCAGUAAUUGUACUUCUAGACGAAGCAACGAGUGCGCUCGACACUCAAACGGAACGUAAUAUUCAAGCAGCGUUGAAUAGAGCGUGCGCUAAUCUGACAACCAUUAUCAUAGCGCAUAGGUUGUCCACGAUAAUACAUGCCGAUGAAAUCCUAGUUUUCAAAGAUGGAGAAAUCGUAGAAAGAGGCAAACACGAAGAGCUUAUUUCUUACAAUGGAAUUUACAACUCCAUGUGGCAUGCGCAGCUAGAAAACGAUCAAGAACCUACUAAACUUCCAAACGGCGCCGUUCAAUCAGAGAACGAGACAUCGAUCUCUUAAAUGCUUUAAAUAAUUCAAGAUAAAUUCUUCAUGAAAUCCUCCUUAAUAAAGAGAAGCUUACACGUAUUUUAUAAAAUA
Nomia melanderi (Alkali bee) is the source of this 3121-nucleotide messenger RNA. It is a transcript of the gene Hmt-1, whose product is annotated as ABC transporter ATP-binding protein/permease Hmt-1. Gene Ontology annotation, molecular function: heme binding; ATP hydrolysis activity; ATP binding. Gene Ontology annotation, biological process: heme transport; transmembrane transport. The record is from RefSeq and is a predicted model, not a curated record. Gene Ontology annotation, cellular component: vacuolar membrane. NCBI's taxonomy places the organism in Eukaryota, Metazoa, Arthropoda, Insecta, Hymenoptera, Halictidae.